UUAUUAUUUAUUUUAUAACAUGUCUUCUGCAAUUGGUCUACUUGAAAAGAAGAAAAAACCAAGUAAAAGUUCGAAAAGUAAGAAAUCUUCAAGACGAUCUGAUGGAUUGGUCGAUUCUCUUGGUGAGCCUGUAAAGUCCACUACCAAAAAGGUUAAAUCUUCUGCAAAGGAAGCUAAGAAACAAUUACCGGUUGAGGAGCCAUCUACUGUAGGAGAGACAACGGAUGAUGCUAUCGAAAACGUGGAUGAUGCCACUGAUCAAGUUCAAAACACGGCCACUGAUGUGGUAGGCGAUGUGAACGAUAAAGUCCAAGAUGCCACUGACAAUGCUCUUGAAGACAAAGUCCAAGAUGCUACUAAUCAAGCUCAAGAUGUCACUGAACAAGUCUUGAACACAACAAAACAAUUAGAAAAUGAAACAGAGAAUGCGCCAGAGGAAGCCCAGGACAUGUUUGAUGAUCUUCAAAACAGGAUCAAGGCUUAUACUGAAAAGCUUCAAAAUAAUAUUAUUGAUAAUGGCAAUAACCCAUUAGACAGUGAUAAUGAUGCCUUGAUUACAAUGAACGCUAUCAUGGAAUAUAAUCGUAGAUUAAUGCAACGAUUAAAUGGUUUAGAACAACAGACUGAAAAGAAGAGCGAAGGGGUAAGUAAGGAAACUAUUCAAAAUACAGUUCAAGAGACAUAUAAUGAGGUCAAAUCUGAGUUCGAUCAAAAGACAAAUGGUACACAUCAGUCUUUUGAGCUUCCUAUUGGAGACAUGAUGAAAAGUUACGGAAACUUUAGUUCAGAGCCUUUACCUGAUAAAGAUGAACAGUCGAAGAAAUCAGAUAAAGAUGAAGAAUCCACUAUUCAUGAGGGCGAUGAUGAAGAAAACAAGAUAAGAAUUAAUAAUGGAGAUAAAGAUGAUAUUAUCGUCAAGGUUGAUGCUACAAAGACAGGUAUCACUUUUACCAUUCGUAUCCCUCGCAAUUAAUGUGUUGCUUUAUUUUAUUUUUCCUUUGUAAACCUUUUAUAAUUGAUAUUUGUUUAUUUUAUUUUAUU
Molecule: messenger RNA, 1041 nt
Organism: Cokeromyces recurvatus
Lineage: Eukaryota; Fungi; Mucoromycota; Mucoromycetes; Mucorales; Mucoraceae
Exons: 1
Coding region: 20-973 (317 amino acids)
Source: RefSeq, a predicted model, not a curated record